Molecule: messenger RNA, 1164 nt
Organism: Penicillium olsonii
Lineage: Eukaryota; Fungi; Ascomycota; Eurotiomycetes; Eurotiales; Aspergillaceae
Source: the annotation of a GenBank genome assembly
AUGGCCUUUGGUUUUCCGCUUUAUCAAAGGUGCAAUUCAUGGCGCCAUCUUAUUCUCGGUUUUCUUGCACGCUGUAUUCACAGCCCUGAUCGUCUAUCUGGAUACUUAUGUAUUCGACACUGUUGGGCUACCAAGCACUAUUGUAUGAUCUCGAGCAGUAUCUUCCAGGUUACAUUGCAACUAAACAUGACCCAGAUCCCUUCAUUGUCUAUUGUCGUGGGAUUGAUGCUUGUCUUCCGCAACCAAACCUCCUACAACCGGUUCUGGGAUGGGCGCAACGGGAUGAACUCGGUCAAUACCUGUGUGCGCAACCUUGUCCGCACAAUCGCAACGAAUAGUUACAAUUCCAAACGUGGACCGCCCACGGCUGCAGAGCGCGAGGACAUUGAGCGCACGAUUCGAAUCCUCAUGGCAAUCCCAUAUGCCGUGAAGAACCAUCUACGCGCUGAAUGGGGUGCUGCCUGGGUGUUUGGCGGCUCUGUAGAUGAGGACUUGAGUUCCAUGCAUGGAAGUACGCUUUACAACCCCGAUUACGCCAACUUGCUACCAGCGGGCUUGGUGGGACAUGAAGAUGAGGGCUUGGGCCUUCCUUUCCAGUUGACCUUUUUCAUUGAUGGAUUCAUCAAGCGCGGCGAAGAGAGAGGCUGGUUUCCUGCUCCGGGCGCUAGUCAGAUGCAGGCUCAGUUGAAUACGUUGACUGAUGCGUAUGGGAAAAUGGAGACAAUUAAGUUGACUCCCAUUCCGGUCGCUCAUUUAAUUCAUCAGAAGCAAGUCCUCGCUCUAUUCGGUUGCGUCCUCCCUUUUGCAAUGGUUGACGAAAUGGGAUGGUGGGCAAUUCCUAUUGUCAGCCUGGUCAUCUUCACUCUUUAUGGCAUCGAGGGAAUAGGAUCCCAACUAGAGGAUCCAUUCGGCUAUGACCGAAAUGACAUCAAGAUGGAUGCUAUUGCCGGCGACUCAAAGGUUGAGAUUGACGUCGUUCUAUCCGAGUGGCGGACACACUCUAAAGCUAUGGAUGCUUUGAGAAAUCAACCUGCUGGAGCGUACCAUGGAGACUUAUGCCUUACCCCCAAUCGCAACGAGGACGGUGCUGGCAGAGGAAAUGACAAGUAUGCACCACCAGACUUGUUCUUGAGACUUAGGUCAAACACAGGGAGACAGGCAUGA